Messenger RNA from Lethenteron reissneri (Far Eastern brook lamprey), 5592 nucleotides. Its product is annotated as 1-aminocyclopropane-1-carboxylate synthase-like protein 1. NCBI's taxonomy places the organism in Eukaryota, Metazoa, Chordata, Hyperoartia, Petromyzontiformes, Petromyzontidae. The record is from RefSeq and is a predicted model, not a curated record. Gene Ontology annotation, molecular function: transaminase activity; pyridoxal phosphate binding. Gene Ontology annotation, biological process: biosynthetic process; amino acid metabolic process.
ACACCCACAUUCACAUCAAUAGCUACACCCACAUUCGCAUCAAUAUCUACACCCACAUUCACAUCAAUAGCUACACCCACAUUCACAUCAAUAGCUACACCCACAUUCACAUUGACACCUUCCACGAGGUCAAUAAAUACGCCAAAUGUCACACCCAAAAUCAAAUCCCUAGCUACGUUCACGCUCAAAUUCACAUCCAUAGCUGCGCCCGUACUCACUUUCAUAGUCACAUCAUUGGCCAUUCUAUUCAAAUCUCUACAUCCAUAGCUAAACAAAACAUUUUAUUCACAAUCAUAUCUACACCCACAAACGCAUGCUUCCACAUUCACUCCCAUAUUCCCACAUUGAUAUCCAUAGACACAUUUUCUCCCAUACAGCCAUUCACACGCACAGUGACAUCCAUAGCGGUGCCCACAUUCACUUAUUCCUACAUUCACUUUCACACACACAUUAGCAUCCACAGAAUUGACAUUGACACACGCAACACAUCCACAACUAUACAACACGUUCACUCCCACAUUCUCUUCCGUGGCUGCACCGCAUUCACAGUCGCACGCACAGUUACAACCCAGAGCGACAUUCACAGUCGCACGCACAGUGACAUCCGUCGAGAGCUACUCCCACAUUCACUCUCUCCCACACACGCAGCCACAGCUACUGUGGCCGAUGGAGCGAACAGUGCGGGCGGGUGGUGCGGCAUCCGCAUGCACGCAGCAUCAUCCAUGCGGCAGCAGCAGCAGCGGUACGCGGAGGAGCAGCAGCAGCAGUCUGUUCUUGUCGGAGAGGGGGCACCGGAUCAUGAGCUACACGGGCAUCCUGCAGGAUGGCUUCUCCUUGUACUCGGCCAACAAAUUCGACGAGGAACACAAUCCGGAGGGAAUCAUUAAUUUGGGAACAAGCGAAAACAAGCUGUCUGUGGACUUGAUGGCCGCACGGCUGGGUCAGCCUGAUAUGUACCACGUGGACCCCGUGACGCUGUGCUAUGGGGACUGGCGAGGACACGCGUUUUUAAAGAAAGAAAUGGCUCGUUUCCUAACCGAUUACUGCAAGGCACCCAGGCCCCUUGACUCAGAAAAUGUGGUCGUGGUGAAUGGCUGCGGUUCCCUCUUCACGGCUCUAUCAGCGGUGCUCUGUGACCCUGGAGACGGCAUCCUCAUCCCCACCCCGUACUAUGGCAUCAUUGAUGAAGACAUCCGUCACUACUCGGGCGUCCGGACUGUGCACGUGCCCCUGAGCGGCGUGCCGUCUGAAGAUGAGACUCAUCCCUUCCAGCUCACGGUGCCAAAACUCGAGACUGCGUUGGAAGCUGCUAAAAAGGAGGGCAUGCGCAUCAGGGCAGUUAUUCUCAUCAACCCCAACAACCCCCUGGGCGACAUCUACCCAGCCGACGCUCUGCUCAGUUAUCUGGAGUUUGCCAAGAGACACGAGCUGCAUGUGAUCAUGGAUGAGAUAUACAUGCUCACCAUCUUCAUCAAGGGACCCAAGUUCACCAGUGUCCUCAGCUUUGACCGUCUUCCUGACCCGGACCGCACGCACGUGAUGUGGAGCCUCAGCAAGGACUUUGCCGCAUCGGGGCUGCGUGUGGGCGUGCUCUACACGGAGAAUCGCGACGUGAUCCGUGCCCUGGGCAAGGUGGCAUACGUGCAUGGCGUGCCGGGUCCGCUGCAGUACUCCGUGUCGCAGAUUCUCAGGGACCGAGAGUGGAUUGACCGCGUGUUCCUGCCCACGAAUCACGAACGCCUGCGGAAGGCCCACCGCUACAUGACGGACCGCCUGCGAGCCAUGGGGGUGCCAUAUCUGGACCGAGCGUCGGGCCUCUACGUCUGGGCCGAUUUCCGGCAGUUCCUGCAAAGUGACACGUUCGAGGCGGAGAAGGAUAUGUGGAUUGCUCUGAUCAAGUCCAAAGUGCUCAUCAGCCCGGGACAGGCGUUCUACUGCCCCGAGCCCGGCUGGGUGCGCCUCGUUUUUGCCGAGUCCAUGACUCGACUCAAGCUCGGUAUGGACAGGCUGGAAAGUGCUUUACCAAAGCUCAAGUUACUUACCAACUCUGCCCAAACAUCGAAAGGCGACCAACCAAACGCCUCAGCCCUGCCCUCCGACUCCCUGGAGGACCUGAUUGGUCUGUUGCGGAAGCAGAUCCACUCGUCUGAUUGGCUGGAGCAGAACAAGGCGGAGCACUUUGCCGAGAGCAACCCGGAGGUUUACGAGAGCUUCCAGCAGCUGCUCAAGAAGUGAUGACGUGCGGCCUCUGGAUCAAUUUUAGUAGAUCUCAUUUAGACACCUUGGCUUCGUCGAAGAUGGUUCAAUGCUGAUUUUAAAGGGAGGAUUUCAGAGAGAGUGUUCAGGGUGGGUUCACAAUCUGAAAUCUAUUUCGUUUCUUGAGAUCUCUGAAAAUAUAAACCAUAAUGGUAUGUUGGUGACUUGGUUACCAUGUUGAGGUAAUAAACCAGCACAGUCUGAGGUUCUGGGGUAGAGCAAUACAUGAAAAAAUAAUUUGAUGUCCCUACCAUCCCCCCCCCACUGCUGCAAUGUGGCUGGAAUUCUGUCACAGGCCCGGGCUGAACGUGACCAUAAAUAUUGUGGCUAUACAUUUGGAAUAGGCUUACAUUUCGCUCAUGGUUAGCUGUAAACAGUUGUUAGAUUUAGAAACAUUGUUUUAUGUUAACCUGGUGCAAAUUCACCAGAAUGGGCAGGGUGGAUUUUUGUUGUACCCUGCAUUGCAUCUUUUUUGAGCUGAGUCUGGCUGAGUCCAGAGCCCAAAGUAAAAAAUAAAUAAAUGACACCUGUUUCAUCCUGGUUAUCACCAAUAUAUAUUAAAACUACUCGGUAGAAUUAUAUUAGCAGUGUACUAUUUUCACUCAGUACUUGCCAACAGUAAUUUCAGGUUGCCCGGAAGCUGUUCGUAGCCAAAUUUGCCACGUGUGUUGUGUUUAUACUGAUGCCUUCUCUAUGGCAAGAGAUUCUUUGCUUGAAGUUGGUGCAUAUACUUAUUAGUUUCUUUUGAUUUCAAUACAUCAUGUGAAUAUCAAAAAUGUCCCAUUUAGAUGGGUGAGCCUACUAAUACAGUCACAAAUGUCAAGCUAUGGUUCUGAGGUAUCCAUAAUCACAACUGCCUGGCCCAUCCAGGCACACAGGUAUGUAAUAUUUAAAAUAAAUGCUUAAGCCCACAAUAGAUGAUACAGAACAAACAUAUACAUCGAUUUAAAGCUUUCGUGACUGCAGGCAUUUAUAUUCUUGGUUCUUUCGGUAAAGUCACAAAAAGAUUAUUGUUUCAUAUUUUAUUAUUUCCCUUCUACGUGACUUUACCAAGAAUAUAUAAAUCGAUGUUUUUCAUUUGUGUCUCAUAAUGGAUUCACAUGACCCCUGCAGCCACGAGUUGCAGCCUUGACCAUUGUUAACAAAAAUCUAUUCUUAACUUGUGACUCAUCUAUACAGUAGAACCUCUGGUCACGAACGCUUCUGACCACGACCAAAUCGGGUUCCGACCAAAAAAUUCACAAAAUAUUUUGAAUCUGGUCACGAACACAAACUCGGGUGGUGAUCAAACACGGCCGCGGCCGAUUUCCCCUUCCGCGCCAUUUUUUUUGUAAGCGCCAAAUUUCCUGUUUGUUUACAAACAAACAAUAGAUGAUACAGAGCAAACAUAUUAAUCGAUUCUAGAUUUGAAGCUUUCGAGACUGCAAGGAUUCAUACUCUUAGUUCUUUCGGUAAAGUCACGUAGGUAAAAAAUUAAAAUUAAUAAAACAUUUUAAAAAUGAUUUUCUUGUUUUUAUUAUUUUGUAUUAAUUUCAUUUUUUACCUACGUGACUUUACCGAAAGAACUAAGAGUAUAUAAAUCGAUUUAAAGCUUUCGUGACUGCAGGGAUUCAUAUUCUUGGUUCUUUCAGUAAAGUCACGUAGAAGGGAAAUAAUAAAACAAACAACAGGAAAAUUCCUAGUAAGAUAUUAAUUUUGUGAGUGUAGUCAUACCCCUCCCCCCUCAUUCAAGCCGUAAUUUAGAGAGCGAAAGCGCUGAGUACGUAAAUCGCUAACAUAAGAACCCGUUAAUCUCUUCUCGCAUCAUUCAUACGAUGAUGCGGUGAAGUAAACGUUCAUACGAUAUUACAGCGAAUGCUUCCAAAAACAAUACUGUACCCAAAUAUUACUGUUAACUUCCUUUCAAUAGAAACAUGAAUUGCUCAUACGAAUAUUCUCUCUCUCUCUCUCUCAGAAUCGACCGACUGAUGUAGCAGACGAAACAAUCAUCUUGUUGAACGAUUCUCAACCUUGACGCGGCAAUGUUAGUUUUCUCUGUUGUUCAAGGUUUUCUCAGUGUUAUUCAAUGUUUUUACAUUUAGUUUACUAUUACACUAUGAAUUCUAUGGUAUAAUGAACUAUUUUUGUGCUUAAACAUCUUUAAAAAACAAUAUUUAUAUACCGUUCGUAGGAGUCUGGAACGGAUUAAUCGUAUUUACAUACAAUCCAAUGGGGAAAUUAGGUUCGAGUCACGACCAAAUUGGGUUGCAACCAAAGUUAUGGAACGAAUUAUGGUCGUGACCAGAGGUUCUCCUGUAUCUGUAGACACGUGCAAUUCAUAACAUGUGGCCAAAUAUGAAGAGCGCUUUACUCUUGAAACGGUUUUAGCGCAAGAUACUUAUUGAGUUCUCUCUUUCCAUCCUGAGCGUCCUUUAUUGUUAGACACUACAUUGUGAAUUGCUGGGCAUUCAUAAUCACCUUCACCAGUCAUUAUUCGGGGCCUGAAACAGCGUUUAGGCUGAUGCUGCUGCUAUUUCUGCAGUCGUGUCAUUUUUAAAUUGAUAUUCUGACUCCUGGUCCUGUCGUUUCUUGCAACGGCUUUGCUUAGAUUAGUUUGUGCUACCAUAUAUGGACGAAAAGGUGCCAAACAUGAGAUUAAACACGUGGAGUCCCGAUUUGCACCCAGAUGGAAUGGAAUCAUAUUUUGUAUUUGCAUUUGGCAACGAUGUCCAGUCAGACUUCACCAUGGCUAUUGUUACAAUCAGACUUACAAUGGGUUCUUCACACUAAGGUGGUCGGGGGCCAGAGUAAAGAAAAUUAUAUUAAGAUUUGCUGUAAAUCUGGCAGGUAUGAUAGUCGUAUGAUCAUUAACAUCGUCGGAGAAAAGGGAUCUUAAGUCAGAGUAAAUUGGGGGUAUCACGGUGAAGUGUACUGUUGUAGGAGUGGUUGCUAGGGAUUAUGUCAUCACUCCCACGACUGACAGAUGUGUACGCACCUCCGAUUAUCACAGUUGGCUACAUACGGCUGCGAAAGAAGUUCAACUUACAUACCAAUCACAUGUCAGAAAUACAUGUAAGCAUCCAGGCGUUUUAAGCCAGCCUGCAGCUAAGGUAUUUGAUUAAUGUUGCUGAUAUGAAUGAUUAAAAUAAUUGUUGCUAGAUAUUACAAUUUUCAUAAUGAUCAGUUAUGAUUGACUUACAAGUCGUCCUGACCACUCGUUGACUCGGAUUUACACGGAUCUUAUCGUAAACUGAACGUUCGACUCUGUUACAAAGUGAUGUUAUCGUUUAACACGUAGGCUUUCGCGACCAAUAUUAUUCAUAAUCAACGUUUUUGGAUUGAGAUCGCGUUAUUUAU